Coniophora puteana RWD-64-598 SS2 is the source of this 1335-nucleotide messenger RNA. RefSeq lists its product as uncharacterized. The transcript has 4 exons. NCBI's taxonomy places the organism in Eukaryota, Fungi, Basidiomycota, Agaricomycetes, Boletales, Coniophoraceae. Gene Ontology annotation, biological process: L-homoserine biosynthetic process; aspartate family amino acid biosynthetic process. Bases 42 to 1220 code for a protein of 392 amino acids. Gene Ontology annotation, molecular function: NADP binding; homoserine dehydrogenase activity; aspartate kinase activity. The record is from RefSeq and is a predicted model, not a curated record.
CUUCCACCCUGCAACACUUUUCUACCCACUCACAGAAGACCAUGAGCACCACGCACGCCGAAGGAUCCGUAAAGGUCGCCGUCAUCGGCGUCGGCCUCGUCGGUACCGAGUUUGUCAACCAGCUCCUAUCCUUCCCGUCGCCCAGCCCGUUCCGCCUCGUCGCGCUGCAAUCUUCCAAAAAGCUGCUCUCGAACCCAGAUGGCUUGCUUGAGCUUACCCUCAGCAAUUGGAAAGGAACCUUCGACCAGACGAAGGAGAUGGAGAAUCUGCCCAAGACGGCAGAGGAGAAGAGGGAUCAGCUCCAUCGGUGCAUCAAGGGGCUGUCCAAGCUCGUCAAGCUCGGCCAGCGUGUUGUGCUUGUGGACAACACGUCGGAUGAGAUUGUCGCAGGGUCGUACCCCGUUGCGCUGGGCUACGGUAUCGAUGUGAUUACACCGAACAAGAAGGCUUUCUCCGGCAGUGCGGCACUGUAUAGCGAUAUUCUUUGCGUUGCGAGCAAUGGCUCUGGGGCUGAGUUCUUGAACGAGUCGACUGUAGGAGCGGGUCUGCCUAUCAUCUCGACCUUGAAGGGUCUUGUCGGAACCGGAGACAAGAUACGCAAGAUCGAAGGGGUGUUCUCGGGGACGAUGAGCUACAUCUUCAACAAAUUCUCUACAGGAGAAGCUGGGGGAGACAACUUCUCUGAAGUCGUCUUCGAGGCAAAGAAGGCCGGUUACACGGAACCAGACCCUAGAGAAGACCUGAACGGUGCAGACGUCGCCCGCAAACUCACCAUCCUCUACCGCACCAUCAUCUCCCAUGCGGUCGACCCUCAGAGCCUCAAAGACUCGGAGCUCCUCGUUGAAGGAUUCAAGGAGGUAAACCCAUUCUCCCUGGUUCCCGAGGGGCUUGAGAGUGUGUCCCUACAAGACUUCAUGGAUGGCUUGCCCAAGUCCGACGCCAAAUUUUCCAAGACGCGAGAAGAUGCGGCGAAGGAUGGCAAGGUUCUGCGUUAUGUCGGUGUCGUGGACCUCACGGAUCCCAGCAAGCCCGUGAUCAAGGCAGGCCUCGAGCAGUAUCCCAAAAACCACGCAUUCGCAACCUCGCUUCAAGGCUCAGACAACAUCAUCAUGUUCCACACGGAGCGCUACGGCGGCAGACCGCUGAUCGUUCAAGGAGCUGGAGCUGGGGCCGCCGUAACUGCUAUGGGCGUUAUGAGCGAUCUGCUCAAGCUCGCAUAGUGAAGUGAAUCAGGUCUAUCAUAGAAUAGAGUGUAAUGUACGUUUACAAAAUGUAUCACAACCGAGGACCUGCCUCUACAGAUAUUAGUAGCAGAAUCAUGGAAACUGCAAAACG